CUGGCAACUCCGCGAGCAGUCAGACUUCUGUCAGCCCGUCAGGAAACAGACUGGCAGUCUUCUGUCACCCGCGGAAAUGUUUAAAACAGACGAACUAAAAGCUUUGGUCAGUGAGCGAUUGACAGCCGCUGCUGAGGAAAUAUUCAGCAUCUUUGAAAAAAGUAUUAAGGAAUAUGAGGAGAUCGUUUUUCUUUCAAAGCAGGAGAUCAAGCAUCAGCGACAACUGGCCGGGUGGAAAGCCCCCUUGCAGCUCUCUGUCCAGAAAGAGGAAACUCCCUCUGAGCAGGAUCACUGUGAGAAGAAGACAGAGCUGAGCGAGAAUGACCGGGAGCCCCCGCAGAUUAAACAAGAACAGGAGGAGAAACCGUUGACAGCUCAGACAGGUGAAAAGCCGGAAGACCCUGAUACUAAAGACUCUGUGUUCAAUAUAAUUUAUGUACAACGAAGUGAUGAAGAUGCAAGACUGUUUCCACAUCAAAACCAAGACGUUGAAAAUGAAGGAGACUGUUUGCCCAGCAACUCAUCUGAACAGUUUAAAUCAGAGCCUGAUAAAGAAGAAGGCUGUUGUGCAUCAGAGCCAGCCAGCGACUGUCAGAUGAGUGACGUGAGUGAUGAUGAAUGGAGAGACAGUGGAGGAUUUCACUCGGGGCUAAACAGGAAGAAACCACGGCAAGCUGGUGAGACCGCAGACAGGCCGCACACGUGCAGUAUUUGCAACAAGAAUUUCAGGAUCAAAUCCAUUCUGACCCGCCACAUGAAGACACACACGGGAGAGAAACCUUACAGCUGCAGUGUCUGUGGUAAAAGCUUCAUCCAGCGCUCCUAUCUGCAGACUCACAUGAACUCUCACUCUGGGCAGAAACCGUACACGUGUAGUUUCUGUGGCAAAGGGUUCACGCAGUGUGGAAACAUGAACACCCACAAACGAAUCCACACGGGAGAGAAACCUCACAGAUGUACUGACUGUGGUAAAAGCUUCAGAGAGAAAGGUGAUCUUAUCAAGCACACAAUAAUUCACACUGGCGAGAAACCCUACAUUUGCACUGUAUGUAAUAUGAAAUUCAGCGCUCAGUCUAAUCUGACGCGCCACAUGAAGACUCAUUCAGGGGAGAGGCCGUAUAGUUGCACUGCUUGUGGGAAAAGAUUCAUUCGCCGCUCCCAUUUAAUCAUUCACAUGAAGACUCACGCAGGAGAGAAUCUCUAGACUUGAGAUUUGCUCCAUGGUAUGUAAAAUGUAUGAAUGAACCAAACCUUGGACAAACCAGUGUCUCUAUAAGUUGUUGCUAUAUAGUUUUGUAGUAUAGAAUAAAGUAAACAGCAAGUUGUAAUAUUG
Messenger RNA from Micropterus salmoides (largemouth bass), 1333 nucleotides. RefSeq names its product zinc finger protein Xfin-like. The transcript has 2 exons. The record is from RefSeq and is a predicted model, not a curated record. NCBI's taxonomy places the organism in Eukaryota, Metazoa, Chordata, Actinopteri, Centrarchiformes, Centrarchidae. Bases 77 to 1204 code for a protein of 375 amino acids.